CUGAGAAGAAGAAGCACAAACCUGAGGUCCCCUCAUAUUUUCCUGAAUCGAGAUGAGUGACAAGCGCACGCUUUUUCCGUGUAAGUCGGGCUCAGUGUUCGAUGAGCUCUGCUUGGAGGGCAAACUGUGCGACGCGGUCAUCAAAGUUCAGGAUGUUGAGUUUCCAGUGCACAAGAUGGUCCUCUGUCACUGCAGCUCCUACUUCCGAUCUCUCUUUGAACGUUGGAUGACCACGGACAAGGUUUUUAACUUAUCUGGCCUGUCUCCUGACACCAUGCAGCUCAUUAUUGAGUUUGCAUACACAGGCUCUGUUAAUGUGACAGAGGACAAUGUUCAGGACUUACUGCUUGUUGCCGAUAUGCUCAAUGUAAUGGACCUCAUACAAGUCUGCACCGACUUCCUCAACGAGAUGCUCCGCCCAGAAAAGUGCAUUGGCAUCUGGCGGUUCGCCAAAGUCUGCCCAAACUCUGAGAUGCAGUGCAAGGCCUUCUGCUAUAUCACCGAUCACUUUGAGGAGGUUUUUCUUUGUGAAGAGUUCCUGGAGCUGUCUGUGCAGGAUCUCACCGAAUUCCUCGGCAGAGAUGAUCUCAACGUGAGGAAGGAGAGUAAUGUGUUCGAGGCCAUCCUUCGCUGGAUUGACCACAUACCUGGAGAGCGAGAGGAGCACAUUGCUGUGCUAUUGUCUAAGGUCCGACUGGCCCUGACAAGCGUGGCGUACAUUUGGAUCAAUGUGUUGACCAAUCAGGUGGUGUGUAACAACUCUGAGUCCAAGCAAAUGGCCAAAGAUGCCAUGAAGCACAUGAUUAGAAACAGAAAUAUGAAGCAAGGUUUCUGUAACCCUUAUGGCCGUCCUCGUGUGCCUAAUGCCAUCAUGCUUGCCAGCGGAGGCCUGAGUGACAGUAAUCCAAUUGGCGAUAUUGAGGCAUACGAUCCCCGCUCUGAUGUCUGGAUCAAGCUUUCCAACAAGCUGAAACAUCCUCUGGCCUAUCACGGCACUGCCUUCCUCGAUGGGUACUUCUACUGCAUCGGUGGCUCCGACACAGUGCAGGAUUUCAGCAGCGUCUACAGGUUGGACAUGCGCACGCACACCUGGCACGAGGUGGCGCCCAUGCACAAUCGCCGCACCUACGUGAGCGUAACAGUGCUGGACGGGUUCAUCUAUGCCUUGGGAGGCAGCGUCAGUUCUUUUGGACACAGCAGUGCAGAGCGCUACGACCCGGAAGCCAACCAGUGGACGCUCAUUGCAAGCAUGCAAGAGCAGAGGUGCGACGCCAGCUGCACAUCACUCCAUGGCAAGAUUUACAUUUGCGGUGGUUGCGACGGGUUCGACUGCCUGCAGUCGGCUGAAUGUUAUGACCCAGGGACCAACUUGUGGACGAUGAUCGCCCCCAUGAUCAACAGGCGCAGUGGAGGUGGAGUUGUUGCGUUUAAAGACCAGAUCUAUGCGGUCGGUGGUUUUAAUGGUGAAGAACAUCAGCGCUGGGCUGAGUCCUAUGACCCCUCGACCAACUCCUGGCAGGAUGUGUGCCCCUUGUUGCACACCCGCAGAGAGUUUGGCCUCGAGGUGAUCGAAGACCGGAUCUUGGCUGUCGGCGGCUUCGCCGACUACGACAACAAUGACGCCGAAGCCUAUUGCUCUGUAACAGGUUUGUGGACUCUCUGCUGUGGCAUGAAGAUCUCCCGCAGUGCCCUGAGCUGCUGUGUCGUGCAGGGAAUACCCAACAUGGCCGAUUACACGUUCUCCCGUGACUCUCUGCCGCUUUUCAAUUUCGACGACGGGGUGGCACUGGAUGAAAACCAAAUGACGUUUUCAGUACUUUCGCAUCCAAACAGCCGGUACUUCGACCGUGUCUCAUGACGGCAGAAGCCACAGUCCACUGAAACUUUGUACAUUCACCCAUUGUGUCCCAGUCCCAGGAAACAGACUAUAACCAGCACCAGCUGUUGAAUCAUUUUUGUCACAUUUGCAAGUGUUCUGGGGGAAGAGUUGACUAUAGCUAAACUAAAUCAGAAAGUGAAAGUUGCUAAGGACUAACCUUUCUUUAACGUAAAUAUGUAAAUAUUUUAUAUCAUAUUAUAUAAUAUUUUAGAAUGCAACAUUCUACCAAGUUAAUCUGACCACUUUAAUUUAAUAUGUUUUUGUUGUUGGAACAGAUACUGAUGCUGCUGUACUUUUUUUUCUAUUCAAACAUGUCACAUGUUUCACAACAUUAAAGAUUUUUAAAAAAUAAUGUA
Messenger RNA from Scophthalmus maximus (turbot), 2235 nucleotides. RefSeq names its product kelch-like protein 10. The record is from RefSeq and is a predicted model, not a curated record. Gene Ontology annotation, molecular function: protein binding. The coding region runs from base 53 to 1858 and encodes 601 amino acids. The transcript is spliced from 5 exons. Lineage: Eukaryota; Metazoa; Chordata; Actinopteri; Pleuronectiformes; Scophthalmidae.